Messenger RNA from Emiliania huxleyi CCMP1516, 1029 nucleotides. RefSeq lists its product as hypothetical. Lineage: Eukaryota; Haptophyta; Isochrysidales; Noelaerhabdaceae. The transcript has 4 exons. The record is from RefSeq and is a predicted model, not a curated record. Gene Ontology annotation, cellular component: endoplasmic reticulum; membrane. Gene Ontology annotation, biological process: lipid homeostasis. The coding region runs from base 1 to 1029 and encodes 342 amino acids.
AUGGAGCGACCUCUACCAGUCUCCUCCACUAUACACUCCACUAUACACGGCCUCGUCGGCAAGUUCGUGUUGCUCUUCUGCGGCUUGCACGUGGCGUCCAUCCUCGUUGCACCGCGCCUUUUUGCCACGCACUACAGGCCUCUCUCGCCGUCAGAGCAGAGAGACUGGCACGGGCGCGUGGUGGGCUCUCUGUUCGCGACGGGGAUAGUUUUCGUCGCGCUGCCAGAGUAUCUUUGGCCGGGCGAUGCGCUGGCUGCCGACGAGGCCUUCGGCACUUCUGACCGCGCCAGCCUGGCCUGUGCCAUCGCAGCGGCCUUCUUUGUGUGGGACGUGUUCUUCUGCACCGCCGCCUGUCAGGGCUGGCCAUUUGUGUUACACGCGUCUGCGGGACUCUUCAUUUAUUGGCACGCGCUUCAGCCCUUCCAGCAGCGGGCUGCCUGCUUCUUCCUCUGCUGGGAGGCCUCGACGCCUCUGCUCAACCUCCGCUCGCAGCUUAUUGCGUGUCGCUUAACCCACACACGCACCUUCAGCUGCGCUAACGUGGGCUUUGCCGCCGCCUUCCUCAUCAUCCGGUGGGGCUUUGGCAUGCCGGGGUCGGUGUUUUGGUGGAGCGACUCCAUCGCCCUCCUCCGCGCCGGCGACCCUCGGUUGCGACCGCACGUUGUCUUUGUCACUAUGGCCGCCAACCUCGCUCUCAACUCGCUCAACGUGUGGUGGGGCAGCAAGGUGCUUGCUGGUGUCGCCCGGCUGGCUCGCGGGCGGGGAGAGAGCGGUGCUAGCGGAGGCGAGGCACCCGGAAGCCCCUCGCUAGACGAGGAGCGUGCUCUCGAGCUGCUUCGCCCGACAGACGCGGUGGAGCCUGAGGAUGGCGGUCAGCGCAACAGUCACAGUCGCUUUUUUGUCUAUAUAUGUCUCCACGAAGAUUGGCACACCAUUUUGGACCACCGCACACCAUUUUGGAUCAUAUUUGAGACCUCCACGGCCGCGCUAAACGAGAGGCUCAAAGGGGGCCCCAGACCGCUGCGCUAA